CAUAGUUUAAAAGUGUAUCAAACGAAAUAGUUUUUGGAAAAAUGGGCAUGGUACUUCCAGAACUUUGGUCAAAAAGCUGUAGUGUCGCCAUAUCAUUAGCAUCUACACAAUUACAUAAAUAUCAACACAUGAUAAACUGGAAAAAAAGUGCUUCAAUAUUAGAAAUUGGCUUUGCUGAUGGACACACUUCCUCACAUUGUUUAGCGCCAAUUUUACCACAAGAUUAUAGUGAAUUUGUUGCUUCAGACAUUUCUAAAGAAAUGAUUAAUUAUGCUAAACAGUAUUUUAAAAUACCUAGAUGGAAAUUUGUCCAAAUGGAUAUUGGAGCCAAUGUUCCUGAAGAAUUUCAUAAUAAAUUUGACCAUGUGUUUGGAUUUAGUGUUAUGCAUAUGGUUAAAAAUCCAAGAAAAGCUUUUAAAAACAUUUACGAUAUGCUAAAACCAGGUGGAUCAACGUUCCUUAUUUUUUUCGAAAAAACUCCCAUCGAUGAUUUGUUCGAUAGGCUGAAAACUCAUCCGAAAUGGGGAAAAUAUGGACAAGAAAAAAUGAUUUCCACUUACUAUUACAGUAAAAAUACGAAAGACGACUACCAAAAAGAUAUAGAGGCUGCCCAAUUCAAGGAUUAUACUUUUAAUGUGGAACAGGAAAUGUAUAGGUUUUCUUCUGAGGAGGAAUGCGAUAACUCAUUGGUCGCCGUUAAUUGUACCAUACCAGAAAUACCCAAAGAACUUUAUGACGAAUACAUCAAGGACUAUUUGAAAGAAAAGAUGAGAGCUCAUUUAUAUAAAAUUUCUCAAAAAAACGGCAAAAAUGAAGUUACCCUACAUGCCAAUGUGUUCGUUUUUAUUGCUAAAAAACCCGAAAAUAUACAGUAAAAACACAUAUAUAGUUUUAAUAAAAUUAACGUAUUUCCAGCUCGAUGUUUAUUGACACAACAAAAAAAAACACA
Molecule: messenger RNA, 949 nt
Organism: Psylliodes chrysocephalus
Lineage: Eukaryota; Metazoa; Arthropoda; Insecta; Coleoptera; Chrysomelidae
Source: the annotation of a GenBank genome assembly